CGCGGAGUUUGCGGGAGACUGUCCUACGGGGGCCGCUAAGGCUCUUUCGCCGUCAGAGAGCGCCCCCGCGCUGUGAGAAAACCCUCGCGGGUGGGGCAAGGUGCAGGCGGAGCUCGCGGAAAGCGCGGGCAGCAUCCGGGCGCCUCCGCCUGGAGCCCUUCCGCCCGCCAUGGCUGCUUUCCCGGUAGCCAAGCUGAAGUGCGAGAUGACGGGCGGUCAGGUGAAAGUAUUUGGGAAAGCAAUACAAACUCUGUCACGAGUGAGUGAUGAGCUGUGGCUAGACCCAUCUGAGAAAGGUCUUGCUCUGAGAUCUGUGAAUUCUUGUCAUUCAACAUAUGGCUAUGUCUUGUUCUCGUCUGUGUUUUUUCAACAUUAUCAGUGGUCACCCUCAGCCACGAUGAGUGAUGACAUACCACUGAAUUUAAAUUGCAAAUUGGCAAUAAAGUCAAUUCUGCCAAUCUUUAGAUGUCUGAAUUACCUCGAAAGGAGUGUAGAGAAGUGCAACAUAGUCAGCAGGUUGGAUAAAGGCAGAGUCGUCUUUCAGUUCUUCUGCAGGCAUGGCAUUAAAAGAACUCACAAUGUGUAUUUCCAAGACAGCCAGCCCUUGAAAAUUCUCUUUGAAAAGAGCUUGUGUGCGAAUAUCCUGACGAUUAAACCAAGAUUGCUGGCUGAGGCCAUUGCUCUUCUAACAUCAAAUCAAGAGGAAGUCACCUUCUCGGUUACUCCAGGGAACUUUUGCCUCAAGAGUUCAAGCGGGGACUCACUGGACUUAACCAGUUCUGUGUACAGCGAGAUGUCUUUUGGCCCGGAAGAGUUUGACUUCUUUCAGGUGGGAUUUGAUACCGAAAUAACAUUUUGCUUUAAAGAACUGAAGGGCAUCCUUGCCUUCUCGGAAGUGACACACUCUCCCUUAGCUAUCUACUUUGACCUUCCUGGGAAACCGGUCGUUUUGAGCAUUGACGACAUGCUCUUGGAGGCGAACUUCAUCUUGGCCACGUUAGGGGAUUACCCAAGUAGAGUGUCUUCACCACAGUCGCUGUGUCUUUCCCAGGCACAAAGGUCAGACUCCAUUCAGUCAGAUGCUCAGGUGAGUAAAAGCCGAGCCUGCCAGGCCCCAGAGAGCAUCUCUCGAGCAGCACCCAAAAGGCUGUUUCCCAAGGAGCUGCUGGAUAGCAGCUCUGCAGCAGAGAUCAAGAGAGCUAGCACCAACCAGGAUGACAUCUCCAUAGUGCCUGAAACUAUUGUCAGUGACAUGGAGAAAGAACCAGAACCUUCACACCUCAGAAAGUUUUCCUGUAUGUUCUUUGGAGCAGUUUCUUCUGAACAGCAAGAACAUGUUGGCCACCCCUUGGACAGCCUCGCCAAAGCAAGUGACAGUGAGGAGGACUCAGGUGGAUGCACGUUUGCAGCCUAGGCUCAGUGAUAACUGUACUGGGUGCUGGGCCUGGCUCCUUGAAGCCAAAUGAGAAUGGAGCACACUGUCCCAGGCUGCCCUGGAGAUGUACGUGCCUCUGCUCUUCCCAGUACCACAGUGCACUAAAAUCCAUGUGCCACAGGGGGGAGGGGGACGGACAGAGCUGGCAGCACAGGAAUUAGCCAUUAGGGUUUAGAUGCCCAUUUAUUCUGCAGCCUUGACAUGUCCUUGGCCGGCCCCCAAAGCAGACUUUCCUCAGCAUCGGGGUUGGUGGGGUUCUGUACCUGACUGCAGACAGCAGUCAGACA
Molecule: messenger RNA, 1722 nt
Organism: Meriones unguiculatus (Mongolian gerbil)
Lineage: Eukaryota; Metazoa; Chordata; Mammalia; Rodentia; Muridae
Gene: Rad9b
Product: RAD9 checkpoint clamp component B
Exons: 11
Coding region: 170-1414 (414 amino acids)
Biological process (GO): DNA repair; cellular response to ionizing radiation; DNA replication checkpoint signaling
Cellular component (GO): checkpoint clamp complex
Source: RefSeq, a predicted model, not a curated record